AGUCUAAUUUCUAUAAACGCGAUCGAUCUGGGGAAGUCUUCCUUCUCCCAUUUCAAUUAGUUCAGGUCAGUCAGUUGGCGAGAUGGGUUCGAUGAUGAAAGCGCUGAUACCGUUGCACAUCAUUUCAGUGUGCUUGGGUAUAACCACCUUCAAGGUGGACUCAAAGGGCUACGGCAAAUCGCGUUGGCGCAAAUACGUCAUUCUCACCGUUAUCUGCUUUUACUUUGUAGCGGCCUCCGUUUCUGCCUAUUUCUUCGCCCUGACCUCUCCGUCGCUGAUCCCGCAAACGUUCCUCCUCGAGUACGUCUUCGGUUAUUUCCAGAUCAUUACCAUCUGGGGUUCGGCCAUUUACUAUCAAGAUUUACACCUCGAACUGAUGGCCGCAUUGAGCGUCGUCGACAAGAGACUCCACAAGUUGGGCAUUUGGUUGUUCUACGCUGAUCUGAAGAAGUACGUGCUGAGGAGGAUCUUGUUUCACGUCGGAGCCAUCAUCGUCAUCAUUUCCUUGCAACUAUACACAGACAGAAACAUGAGAUUCGGUAGCAAAGAGACGAUCUUCUUCAUGGCCCUGUUUUACGUACCGAUAAUCAUUAGCUUCGGCGUCGUCGAAAACAUCGGCAUAUUCAUUAACAUCCUCAAAGAACGUUUCAAGAUUCUCAAUGCUCAAGUUGAAGAAUUGAAGGGCGACAACGUCGGUGAUUCGAAGAAGCUGGAUGUACUUCGUCUCGUUUGUCCGAUACAUUUGGAACUGACGCACCUGGCCAAGGGCAUCUCCAGAUGUUUCGGUUUCACGCUCCUCCUAACUUUCAGCGUCAACUUCAUCACCAUCAUGAUCGGCUGUUACAUCAUCUGCGUUGCGUUUCAGUACCUCAACAGAAACCUGGUGCUGAUUGUCGUCCCGCAAACGCUCUUGGGUAUUGCCACUUAUUUGGUCAACACAUAUUAUCUCUGCUAUUGCGGCCAAUCGGUCGUCAGAGAAUGCAACAGGACAGGCUUACUAUUGCACGCACUGGACUUUGAGGAAAUAAAGGUGAAGGAUCAGAUACAGAUGUUCUCGAUGCAGAUCCUGAAUGAAGACCUGCAGUUCACAGCGGCCGGCUUCUUUUCCGUCGAUUACAGCCUGCUGUUCUCGAUAAUCGGCGGUCUGACCACCUACAUCAUCAUCCUCAUUCAGUUCUCGACGAAUUCGGGCGAGUCCAUAAACCGCUACUAUGAGAACGCUUGAUAAGUUUUUUUUAUUAAAACCAAAAAUACAUUUUCUUCUCAUAGAAAAUAAAA
Molecule: messenger RNA, 1278 nt
Organism: Nicrophorus vespilloides
Lineage: Eukaryota; Metazoa; Arthropoda; Insecta; Coleoptera; Silphidae
Product: putative gustatory receptor 28b
Exons: 2
Coding region: 83-1225 (380 amino acids)
Biological process (GO): sensory perception of taste
Cellular component (GO): neuronal cell body; membrane; axon
Source: RefSeq, a predicted model, not a curated record